This is a messenger RNA of Paramuricea clavata, 4113 nucleotides long. The record is from the annotation of a GenBank genome assembly. Lineage: Eukaryota; Metazoa; Cnidaria; Anthozoa; Malacalcyonacea; Plexauridae.
AUGGCGGCGAAUUCAGCUGGAAAUGUGAAAAAAGAGCAAACAGAUACAGAUAAACAAACUUUGUUGGCGGUCCUACAGUUUCUUAAGAAACAGAAUUUAAAGGUAAUUAAUAUAAAGACGUUACUUAUAGAGUAAUUUUGCGAUAAUUGCAUGUGUUAAGAGAAUAUGUCAAUGUUGUGUUGUGUUGGCGUGAAAGUGCAUCAUCAGUGACAAAGUGUUCAUCAAGCAAUUGAUUUGAUUUAGGGAACGGAAGAAGCUUUAAGACGUGAAGUGUCUUGUACAGGUUAGAAAUUUCAAACGUUGGUAUUAAUCUUGGUGGAAAUUUUAAUAGUUGCACAACUUCCUAGAUUCAGUAGAGUGUAAGAUAUAUGAUUAAAUAAAAAGUAUUGUUAUAUAGUUAGUGUCAAAGUUCAAUUUUUCUGUUUGCCGAUUGGUCAAAACUGUGUCAUGUGCUGGUCCACAAAAUGUCAUGUUCGGCAAUCAGUCUGCAAUCGAACCUCAUUCAAUAAUUGUUAAAUAUUCAAUAAUGGUACUCCAUUUUAGGCAUUGAAGAAAACAUUGUAGCAAACUCUGACAUCAGUAGUGCAUUGUCAGAAUAUAGCAGGUAAUAUAUAUUUGGUAUUAAAUAACCACACUAACUUUUCCUUGCCAACUGGGCUCUGUAGCUUUGUUGGUUAGAGCACUGCACCAGAAUCCAGGGCAGGUUCAAUUCCUGCCAGAGGACCUAGUUUGGCAUUUUUCGCAACCGCUCCUGCAUAGGUAUAAAAGUAUAUAUAUAUAUAUAUAUAUAUCAUCAUUUGGGUAACCAUCUACUCCCAUAUUCAUACCAAGUGAGGUGCCAACAAAAUCUUUCAAGUUUACCACCAGUUACUAUAAUUGUUUAACCCAUUGAGUCGCAUUGCGCUCUGCUUUAUUAUUUUACUCUGUCUAAUGCCAGAUGAUUUUACUGCCCAUGUGUCUAGUUAACCCAUACAGUCGCAUUGCGCCCUUCUUUAUUAUUUUAUUCUGUGACUCUGUCUAACGCCAGACGAUUUUACUUGUCAAGGGGAGAACACUGGCACUUAGUAACUCAUUAAGCUGCAGAGCAUCCCCAUGGACAAGUAAAAUCGUCUGGCGUUAGACAAGUAAAAAAAAUGUAGUCGGCACUGGGGCACAUUGUGGCUCAUUGGCUUAAUGAAUAAUUCAUUGUCGUGUUUGUGUUCAAAUGAGGCCGACAACUAAGUACUUUGUAUAUCAUCUAUAUUAAAAGGCAUCUAGUUAAAAAGUUUAAGAGCAAGAUUUAGAUAAUAAAUGAUUGUUUUAAAUAUUUCAGUGAAGGAGAUCCUACCAAGUAUGAACACUACUACACAGGGUACAAUGUUAAUAUUGUGAACUUUGAAUUAUUGCAAUUAAUUUGUUUGUAAAGUCAUUAAGUAAUAUCAUCGUAUUUUCUUAGCAUCCAGGAAUACAUUGAAAAAUCUCUGGAUGUAUACAAGGUGAACUGUUAUAAUCAAAAUUUCCUUAAAAUACACCCUUCUGGGAAGUACUUGGCCAUGGCUUGGGUUUAGAGUCCUUUAUCUUGUUGCAGAUGGACAUAUUUACAAAAUCAUAUGUAUUAGAGACCUUUAUAUAACUAGGUCAUCAGCAACUCACAACAUAAAGGGUGGUAAAGCUAAUAACUCAAUUCUUAAAACGAGGCUCUAUAGCCAAGGCUAAGUAUGUUCCGGAAGCGUCUAUUCUCUUUUUGAAAUUUCUCAUGAAUAUGGAAUUUUUUACCAAUAAUUGUGCAUGAAUUUCAGCCGGAACUUGGCACAAUCCUGUACCCAUUGUUUGUUCACAUGUACUUGGAUUUGAUUUAUCAAGGCCAUGAAAAACAAGGUAUUAAUAGCUUUCUUUUUCUACAUAUACUUUUUGUCUUCACUUUUUUAUACUUGAUCCUCGUUGGUUAAUAAGUCUAAUCUGUUUGUCUUUCUAAAAAAUGUGUUCAAGUUUAUAUACAAUUUCAUAUUUCAUGUAAAAACAUGAAUUUAAUUUUAUGAUAUAUCAUAAGAAUUUCCAUGUUUAUUUUCAUAGCCAAAUCAUUUUUAACAAAGUUUCGUGAUAGUCAGGAAGAUUACUAUCAAGAAGAUAUCUUAAAACUUGCAUCUGUGACUCACAAAGAACAUGUUGAAGUCAAUGACUUGAUGCUGACUCUUAGGUUUGUACACAAACCAAAAUGACAUGAUGUAUUUUAACCCUGUGUUAGCGCUAAUCCAACUUGAAGAAACAGCCCCAGAGGUUUAUGUGGCUUGACUUUGUUACUUUUCAGGAGUAAUAAAUUUGUGAUCAAGCUGUCUAGAGAGUCGUACCAGGCUUUGAAGAAAAAACUCCAGGUAGAAAGUUCUCCGAUUGAAAACAUAUAUCAUCAAAACAAGGACUUGUUUUUAAAACCAAUGGAGCUAUAUUCAGUGUAAAUAGAGUUUUAUUCUUUAUGUUUUAGGAAAAUCAGAGUAAUUUGGUUCUAAACCUCAUUCAACAGCAUUUGCAGUUUGAUGGUACGUAAUUGCUACAUAUAGAGUUGUUUGAGAUUCACACAUAUUUUCCGUAUUCACUGUUGAAAUUGUGUUGUUUUUACAGUGUUUGAUGGUCGUCCUCGAAGUAACGAUGCAGUGACUUCAGCAGCUGGUGCUGUUGUUGGGGAACCAACCAAUGAAGGUUUGUUUUCUAGCUUCAUGUCACUAGCUUCCUCUGCAGACAUGUCUAUGGGUUUAGGUGCCAAAUUCUUUUCCGAUCCACCCCGAUUCCCUAGAGAUACCUGCCAAGGAGGUUAUAAGGCAGGUAAACAAACAACAGUUGACAGAGACAUGGCUGUAGACGCUACCGUCAUAGUCUUAGGGGCUACAGUAGCUCCACAUUCAAAAUACGCGGUCAAAGAGAUGGUUGGUCAGUUAUUCGGUCGUUGUGGUGCUAUACGGCUAAAAACGCACAGGUUGUUGCAAGUUGAUAUCGACAGGCGUGAACAAUGUUGUGCGGCCAACUAUGAACAAGUUGUCAACCAUGUUGUUCCAAGUUGUUACAGUUGAACAGUGUUGUAACAACAUGUUGACAAUACUGUUCAUAGUGGGCCGCACAACCUUGUUCAGGCCUGUCGAUAUCAACUUGCAACAAGUUGUUGAUUUUCUCAAUUUUUACGUGUGUACUACUAACAAAGAUUCUUUGACAGCAAACAAGGGCAAAGUGUUGCAUGGUAUUGCACAAGAACCAGAUCUGGGUGUGGUCUUACCAGAAGAUGACCCAGAGGACGACGAGGAGAAAGAUAAACCUAAGGUGAGGUAGGACAUAACAAUGAAACAUGGUGGUGAUGGUAGGGGUGAUGGUGGUGGUGGGUCAUGAUGAUGGUGGUGGGUGGUGGUGGGUACUGGUGUUGGUGGGUGGUGAUGAUAGUGGUUGUGCUGGUGAUGGUAUUGGUGAUGGUGGGAAUGAGGUUGGAGGUGGUGUUGCUGGUGGUAUUGGAGGAGGUGUUGGUGAUGGUAUUGGUGGUGGUGGGAUCGAGGUUCAAGGUGGUGUUGGUGAUGGUAUUGGUGGUGGUGAGAUCGAGGUUCAAGGAGGUGUUGGUAUUGGUGGUGGUGGGAUCGAGGUUCAAGGUGGUGUUGGUGAUGGUAUUGGUGGUGGUGGAAGAUAAAUCUGCACAUGGUAUUUUCCAAUGAACAAUGAUGUGGUAACAAAUGAGUUAUAACGUGUUCCUUAAUGUUUAUUUUUUCUCAUUUGAAAUAUAGAAGAAGAAAGCUAAAAAAGAAGGCGGACAAGGUAUCCUCUAUUUCCGCAGCCAUUUCUAAAUUCGUUUUUCAUUGCUCCAGCAAGUGUAUUUUUGUUGAAUUUGUAGGGAAAAAGAAAAAAGAGUUUAAUCCCGAUGCUCCAAAACUGGACAGAGUUCCAUUUCCUGAUUUGUGAGUUGAAUCCGUUAACUAAAAAUUUCUACUCCGCUGCUUCGUGAAAAUCGUCUUGAAUAUCUCCAGUCUGUUUGUUUGCAGAAAAGAUCGCGAGAAAGUGCUGAAAGCCACAAUGCUCAAAGAGACGGCGAAGAUGUUAAACGUAGAUGGCGAAACAUUGCCCUCCGUGUGUCUGUACACAUUUCUCAACGCUCAUCAAGGGUAA